Messenger RNA from Fragaria vesca subsp. vesca, 1681 nucleotides. Its product is annotated as putative glucuronosyltransferase PGSIP7-like. The coding region runs from base 60 to 1436 and encodes 458 amino acids. Lineage: Eukaryota; Viridiplantae; Streptophyta; Magnoliopsida; Rosales; Rosaceae. The record is from RefSeq and is a predicted model, not a curated record. The transcript has 5 exons. Gene Ontology annotation, molecular function: glycosyltransferase activity.
AACUCUCUCAAGUCUUCAAUGGCGUCUCGGUGUUAGGAACAAGAGCGAGAGAGACGAAGAUGGUGAGGGGCAGCAUUGGAAUACUGGCGGUGUUGUUUCUCUGGGUCUGGGAAACUACGGCGUAUGGAGAGCUGAGCCGGCAGCCGCAGCAGCAGCAGAAACAGCACCGGAAUGCGUACGCGGCGAUGAUGUACAUGGGUACGCCGAGGGACUACGAGUUCUACGUGGCGACACGCGUCAUGAUCAGAUCGCUUGUUAAGCUCAACGUGGACGCCGAUCUCGUCGUCAUUGCCUCGCCGGACGUCCCCCUCCGAUGGGUCCAAGCCAUGGAACAGGAAGAUGGGGCAAAGGUGGUGAGAGUGGAAAAUUUGAACAAUCCAUACAAGGAUCAGCACAAUUUUGAUAAAAGAUUCAAGUUAACCUUGAACAAACUCUAUGCAUGGAGCCUAGUGCAGUAUGACAGGGUGGUCAUGCUUGAUUCAGACAAUCUCUUUCUCCAAAAUACCGAUGAGCUCUUCCAAUGUGGUCAAUUCUGUGCUGCUUUCAUUAACCCUUGCAUCUUCCACACUGGCCUCUUUGUGUUGCAGCCAUCAAUGGAAGUGUUCAAGGACAUGCUUCAUCAGUUGGAUAUUGGGAAAGACAAUCCUGAUGGUGCUGACCAGGGUUUUAUUGGUGGUUACUUCCCGGACUUGCUUAGUCAACCCUUGUUCCAUCCACCCUCUGAUGGCUCCAAGCUUAAUGGAACCUACAGACUUUCUUUAGGCUAUCAAAUGGAUGCUUCUUAUUACUAUCUUAGACUGCACUGGAGUGUACCGUGCGGACCUAACAGUGUGAUUACCUACCCCGGUGCAGCAUGGUUGAAGCCAUGGUAUUGGUGGUCAUGGCCUGUGCUUCCAUUAGGCAUAUCCUGGCAUAAACAACGUCAUAAUACUCUCGGGUAUGGUGCAGAGAUGCCUGUGUUUGUAAUACAGUUCAUCAUAUUUCUUGGAAUAAUCACAGUGACACGUCUAGCGCGACCAAACAUGUCAAAAUUGUGCUAUAGGCGAUCGGACAAGGGCAUAAUACACACAGCCCUCAAAGUAAUAGCUAUGCUGUCCAUUCUAGCUGCUUACACAGUACCUUUCUUGGUCAUUCCCCACACGAUUCAUCCAAUAUUAGGCUGGAGUCUAUAUUUCCUCGCCUCGUUCACCCUCUGCUUCAUUGCAGUCAAUGCGUUUUCACUACCAAUGCUGCCUGUUUUAGUACCAUGGAUUGGCAUUUUCGGCGUUCUUUUGGUCAUGGUAUGCCCUUGGUUUCCAAAUGGUGUUAUAAGAGCUCUCUCUGUGUUUCUCUAUGCAUUCUGUGCAGCACCAUUCUUAUGGGUGUCUCUGGUUAAGAUCAUGACAUCUCUUCAAGCUUCGCUUGAAAGGGAAGCAUACUUUCCUAAGAUUGGAUGAGUCCUCUCCUAGUUUGACAUGGAAGGCAUAUACAAAUCCAGACAAGAUUCACGCAGAGACAGGGCAACUUUUUGCGGAUCUGGAAAUUUUGUAACUUGGGGACGAGGGAGAACGGGUAAGAGAUGGAAGCAUUUAUUUUGCAUAGCCUUCCACCAUUGCCUUUGUACUAUAAACUGCAUUGGUAUUAGUUUGAACUGAACCCCAAAAGGGUAGUCCGGCAAGAAAAACGUCUGUAACUAUACCAG